AUGAUAUUCUUUCUGUUCUCAAUCUCUCUUCCUAUUAAUCUCAUUUUUCUUCUUCAUAAGACCAAAAUGAGUAGAAAAACCAUUCUGCCACCAGGUCCUUUAGGGUUACCUUUUAUUGGAAAUUUGCAUCAAUUUGACUGUUUAAAUCCUCGUCUUUAUUUUUGGAAACUUUACCAAAAAUAUGGAAAAAUAUUCUCAUUGAAAAUUGGAUCUGUUACUAUGGUAGUAAUUUCUUCAGCAAAAUUAGCAAAAGAGGUAACCCAAAUACAAGAUUCAACAUUUUGUAGUAGACCCUCUUUUGUUGGCCAACAAAAAGUAUCUUACAAUGGUAGUGAUAUUUGCUUUUCACCUUACAAUGACUAUUGGAGAGAAAUCCGAAAAAUAUGUGUUGUUCAUUUGUUCAGUCUCAAGAAAGUGCAACUUUUUAGACCGAUUCGUGAAGAUGAAGUCUCAAGAAUGAUCAAGAAAAUAUCUCAACAAGCAGUCGCUUCACAAAUUACAAAUUUGAGUAAUAUAGUGACUUCACUAACAAGUACAAUGAUUUGUAGAUAUGCUUUUGGUAUUAGGUAUGAUGAAGAAGCACAUGAAAAGAGGAGAUUUGAUAAACAUUUAGCUAUGUCACAAGAGAUGGCGGCAACCUUUUUUGUCUCUGAUUAUUUUCCUCUCUUAGGAUGGAUGGAUAAACUCUCCGGAAAAAUAAGUAGACUCGAGAAGGAUUUUAAGAUUUUGGAUGAGUUUUAUCAAGAACUCAUUGACCAACAUUACAAUCCCAAUAGGCCAAAAUCCAUGGAAGGAGAUAUUAUUGAUAUUUUAUUAGAGUUAAGAAAAGAGCAAUCAACUCCAUUUGAUCUCACUUUGGACAACAUUAAAGCAAUUCUCACGGAUAUAUUUUUUGGUGGAACAGAAACUAGUGCAGUUCCAAUAAUUUGGGCAAUGACAAUGUUGAUUAAAAAUCCAAAAGCAAUGAAGAAAGUUCAAAAAGAAAUCAGAAAAACAAUUGGGAACAAAGGCAUUGUGAAUGAAGAUGAUGUUCAAAACAUGCCUUAUCUAAAAGCAGUGAUAAAAGAGACAUUUAGAUUAUAUCCACCUUCUCCACUCCUAAUGCCAAGAGAAUCAAUACAAAAAUCUACACUAGAAGGGUAUGAAAUUCAACCAAAAACUGUAGUUUAUGUGAACACAUGGAUGAUUGGAAGGGAUCCUGAAAUAUGGGAGAAUCCAGAAGAAUUUAUACCUGAGAGAUUUUUAAAUAGUGAUAUUGAUUAUUUCAAGGGUCAAAAUUUUGAGUUGAUUCCAUUUGGAGCUGGCAGAAGAGGUUGUCCAGCGGUUGCACUUGGUGUUGCAACGGUGAAUCUUAUACUUCCAAAUCUUCUUUAUGCAUUUGAUUGGGAAUUGCCUUAUGGGAUCAUGAAAGAAGAAAUUGACACAACUAUUAUGCCUGGACUUGGCAUGCAUAAGAAAAAUGAUCUUUGCCUUGUCCCAAAAAAAUAUCCAUACACCUAG
Solanum stenotomum is the source of this 1500-nucleotide messenger RNA. RefSeq names its product 6,7,8-trihydroxycoumarin synthase-like. The record is from RefSeq and is a predicted model, not a curated record. Lineage: Eukaryota; Viridiplantae; Streptophyta; Magnoliopsida; Solanales; Solanaceae. Bases 1 to 1500 code for a protein of 499 amino acids. The transcript has 3 exons. Gene Ontology annotation, molecular function: oxidoreductase activity, acting on paired donors, with incorporation or reduction of molecular oxygen; monooxygenase activity; iron ion binding.